Molecule: messenger RNA, 1473 nt
Organism: Cryptosporidium ubiquitum
Lineage: Eukaryota; Apicomplexa; Conoidasida; Eucoccidiorida; Cryptosporidiidae
Product: restin
Exons: 3
Coding region: 1-1473 (490 amino acids)
Source: RefSeq, a predicted model, not a curated record
AUGUUGAGUUCAAAAAUUUCAAAAUAUGUCCAGAAUUAUCUUAAUAACAAGGAAGUAACACCAAGUGAAGCUAAAGAACUUUACCAUAGAUUUGAAAGAGUAUUGAACAACAAUGAAAGCUUCAAAAAGGUUUGGUCAAAGUGUUUGAUUGUUCAGGAUGAGUACCAAAAAGAAAAGAAAAAUAUUAUUGGAACAAGAAAAACAGUAGAUAUGAUUAGAAACAAUGCAUUUUUUGGAGUAAAAGAAAAUUUUAAAGAAAUUAAAGAUUUGAUAUCUGAGUAUAUGAAUGAAGCAAGCGGAUUAUCAAAUAAAGAAGAAGAUUAUAAAAGACAAUUAAAACAGAUUGAUGAUGAUAUAAUUGAAUUAUCAUCUAAGAGGGUUAGACAUGAAGAUGAAUACAAAGAAAAGUUGGAGAUGAAAAUGAAUAGCGAUAAGAAUUUAAGUAGUGUAAUAAAGAAAAACGAGGAAUUAUCACAUGAAUUAAUGAUAAAGCAGGUAAAUACGGUGGCAUUAGAAUCUUGUUCUAAGGUGAAAAAAAAGGAGAUAAUGAAUUUAGAGGAAAAAUUGAAGGAGUUCGAAGACAAUACGAGAUGUAUACUUGGAAUGAUAUCGAUGGAAAAUACUGCAAUAUUAUCAGUGAGGGCAGAGUAUACUCAAAUAAAUGAACAGAAGAAAAAGAUGGUCAAAAACUUGGAAAAUGAGAGAGAAAAACUGAUUCGAGUUGCUAAGGAUUCAAAAAUAAAUAUUGAACAAUUGAAUAAGAAAAUACUAACUAAUAAAAAACAAAUAUUACAAUUAAAAGGUGAGGAAAGUAAGAAAAUUGAAAUCAUUGAAAAGUUAAAUGAACAAUUGGUAAAUAUAAAAGAAAAGAACACAUUGGAGGAUUCGAAUCUGGAUAAGAUUCAAACAACAGCCAAUGCAAUAAAAAGCCAGUUAGCUCGUCUAGAAGAAAAGAUGAGAGUAAUAAAGUAUUUAUGGGAAACUAAAAUUGAUUUCAAUAUUCAUGAGGUAUUUGAUGAUAAGGAAAUUUUACAGCAAGCUAAGAAGAAACUGAGUGAUAAAAAUAUUGAUAUUUCAAAUUAUAUUAGAGAAAAUGGAGAGUUAAUAAUCAAGAAAAAUGGCUUAAUAGAAGAGAUUGAGAUAUUAAAACAAAAGUUAUCAGAACAGGAUUUCAAUUCAAAUAAAAUACAAAAGAUCGAAAUUGAAUUAUAUGAAAAGAUCAGUAAAGCUAAAAUGCUUAAUUCUGAUUUACUUAAAAGACAAAGAGAGUUGAGCAACAUAGAAGACAGAAUUUCAGAAAGCAAACAAAGACUAUUCAAAAUAAAGAAUUUGUUUGACAAUAUAUCUAAAAAAAGAAGCCAAGAGACAAGACAAAAAUAUAUCAAAGAGUUAACAGAACUAACAGAGAGAUUGGGUAAAAAACUUAUACAGACAAAUCCUAAGGUGAAUAUUACAAUCGAAAGCAUAUCAUAA